Harmonia axyridis is the source of this 1638-nucleotide messenger RNA. RefSeq names its product probable methyltransferase-like protein 25. The record is from RefSeq and is a predicted model, not a curated record. NCBI's taxonomy places the organism in Eukaryota, Metazoa, Arthropoda, Insecta, Coleoptera, Coccinellidae. The transcript is spliced from 5 exons. The coding region runs from base 278 to 1627 and encodes 449 amino acids.
UUCGCUGACAAUAGAAGUUGUGUAUAUCAGAAAUACAGUGUUUCUGUUCCAUAAACAUUAAAUCAAAAGACUCCGUUUGAGAAAUAAAGUUGUCACCAGUGGCGUACUCUGUGACAUUCCUAAGGAUAAGUGGGGUCGAAUUAAUAAUUUUCCAGCUUGUCAAUCAUAAAGGAUCUACCACUUCUUGGGCAGUUUGUUGAGCUCAAUCAAUCUGCUUCUGGAAGCUGAGGACUGCUGCAAGAUCCAUAACUUAAGUUCACCCACAUCUAGAUAAUCAAUGUCUUAUUCGACCCAACGUUUUGAUUCGUCAAAAUAUUUCGAUGAAGCAUUGGCAUUUUUGAAGGAGUACAUGUGGAUUUACAAUAGUCCAAAUACUGACAUACUAUCUAGGAAUGUGCUAGAUCAAAUUCCACAUGAAUGGAUCGUAUACUUCCAAAAGUUGAGCUUCAGUGAUCUCAAGGACUUAUCAUUAGGUAAAAAAAAGGAUGAUUGUCCUCAUUCCUUAGUUGGUUUUCUGGAUAAGAUUGAAUUAUUGAGUACUCCACGAAAACGUAGAUAUUCGGAGUCUAAGCAAAAUGAAUUGCCUAAGAAAGGAGGAUUGAGUUUCAAAAAACAACAUGAAGUCAUAUCCUUUGCUCCCUUAAUUGCAGAUAUAUGUGAUCGCGUUGGAACAAACCAGGUCAUUGAUAUAGGAGCAGGUUUGGGCUAUCUUUCCUACCUUCUAGCCGAAGAUCAUAAGUGUUCAGUUCUUGCAAUCGAAGGAUGUCCUCAAAAAAUGGAAUCAGCCCUGAAAUACCAGUUGAAAUAUCACAAAUAUUCCAGAGAAAGAGUAACUUUCUACAAUCAUUUUAUAACUGAAAAUUCAGUGAAUGAGAUCAAUAAAAGUUUGAAUAAUACAUUUUCGAAAGAAGAAGCUAUAUGUAUGUGUGGAUUACAUGCAUGCGCAGAUUUGAGCGUGACGAUUCUUGAUUUAUUUUUGGAAAUGGAUCAAGUAAAGUCGUUGGUGAUAAUGCCUUGCUGUUACCACCGAUUAGGUUUGCGGGAAACUGUCGAUGAACGAGAAUACUUCAAAGGUUUUCCUAUAAGUGAGGCAUUAAAGUAUUAUUUCGAAAAGUACGAUGCAUCAAAUUUUCUCAAAAGACCUUUUCUCAGGUUAGCUUGUCAAACUACGUCGACAACGUUUCAGGAAAUGAGUGAUUCUCAGCACGAAGAACAUGCUAAAAAUUUCCUUAUGAGGGGUAUUUUGCAGAAAGCUGCAGAUGAAGUUGGAUGUAACGUUUCGAGAUUGAAGAGGAAAUCCGGAAAAUCUCUCAAUGAAUCAGAUUUUUCAUUUUAUCUGAAAAAUUUCUGCAAUAAUUACAAAUUGAUUCCCAAAUCGAGUGACGCAAAAGGUGAUCUGGAUGUCGAGAGGAGAAUUAUAGAAAUAUGGGAAAGCAACCAGGACAAAUUGAUACUGAUGGAAGCUCUUACCGCUUUACAAACUUCUUUACAGAGUGUAUGUGAAAAUAUUUUGUUGCAGGAUAAAGUGCAGUAUUUAAUAGAGAAUGGUGUUAAUUGUUACAUCGAGAAAGUAACGGAUGACAAUAUUUCACCUAGAUGUCAUGCUUUGAUUGCAAUUAAAAAUUAAACAAAUGAAAA